GCACUAUAAAACAAAUAGUAUCUUCCUUACAACUACACAUCAUUUCAAAGUUUCACACAUUUCAUCAUGAAUAACUCAGUUAACCAAAAAAAGAAAACCAUGGGACGCAAGAAGAUCGAAAUCAAGAAAGUCGAAAAAGAAAGCAACAAACAAGUCACAUUCUCCAAAAGAAGAUCCGGUUUAUUCAAAAAAGCUUGCGAACUUUGCGUCUUGAGCGAUGUUAAUCUCGCCAUCAUUGUGUUCUCUCCUGCUGAUAAACUAUUCUGCUGCAGUCGACCCAACACCGACGCGAUCCUCAAGAGUUACAUCAAUGGAACCACCGAGUUUGAGGAUCAGAAGUCGACGGAACAUUCUUCGAUCUGCGAGGAGUAUAAUAGAGAAUAUGAAGAGGCACUAAAGAUGUUGGAAAUGGAAAAGAAGAAACUUGCGGAUAUUGAGCAUUUGGCUAGGGAUUGGAAUAACGGUGGAUGGUGGAAUGAUUCUAUAGAUGAUAUGGGUAGUGAACAGCUUCAGCAAUUUAUGAUGUCCAUUUUUGAGUUGAGGAAGAAGCUUGCGGAGAAAGAACAUGAACAUCUCAUGAUGUUUUCUAUGUAAUAGAACUGUUUGUCGAUUAAUGAAUAAAUUGUUUUUUUUUUGUUUGUUUCUGUUCUUUCAGUCUGCACUUUGUAUACCGC
Molecule: messenger RNA, 674 nt
Organism: Lathyrus oleraceus (garden pea)
Lineage: Eukaryota; Viridiplantae; Streptophyta; Magnoliopsida; Fabales; Fabaceae
Product: agamous-like MADS-box protein AGL62
Exons: 1
Coding region: 67-594 (175 amino acids)
Biological process (GO): regulation of transcription by RNA polymerase II
Molecular function (GO): protein dimerization activity; RNA polymerase II cis-regulatory region sequence-specific DNA binding; DNA-binding transcription factor activity, RNA polymerase II-specific
Source: RefSeq, a predicted model, not a curated record